Messenger RNA from Emys orbicularis (European pond turtle), 936 nucleotides. Its product is annotated as olfactory receptor 12D1-like. NCBI's taxonomy places the organism in Eukaryota, Metazoa, Chordata, Testudines, Emydidae. The transcript has a single exon. Gene Ontology annotation, molecular function: G protein-coupled receptor activity; odorant binding; olfactory receptor activity. Gene Ontology annotation, cellular component: membrane. Gene Ontology annotation, biological process: G protein-coupled receptor signaling pathway. The record is from RefSeq and is a predicted model, not a curated record. Bases 1 to 936 code for a protein of 311 amino acids.
AUGGAGAACCAGACAGAAGUGAGCGAUUUUGUCCUCUUAGGCCUGACCAAUCUCCAGGGUCUGAAGAACUUCCUCUUCCCUUUCUUCCUCCUGCUCUUCAUAGCCAAUGUGUUGGGUAACGGGGCCAUCAUAGUCAUGGUAAUAGCCGAGUCCCAGCUCCACACCCCCAUGUACUUCUUUCUGGGCAACCUCUCCAGCCUGGACAUCUGCUUUUCUACAGUUACUGUGCCCAAGAUGCUGUCUGGUUUCCUGUCUGAGCAACAAACCAUAACCUUUGCCAGCUGCUUGGCACAGCUCCACUUUUUCCACCUCUUCGGCAGCAGUGAGGCCAUGCUCCUGGCUGUCAUGGCCUAUGACCACUACGUAGCCAUCUGCAAGCCACUGCACUACAAGCUGGUCAUGAGCCCACAGACCUGCCUGUUCCUGGCAGCAGCCACCUGGUCCACUGGCUUCCUGCAUGCGCUGAUGUCCACAGUGAUGACCUCCCACCUGCAUUUCUGUGGCUCCAACCCUGUCCACCACUUCAUCUGUGACAUCAAGCCCCUGCUGAGCCUUGCCUGUGGCAGCACCCGCCUCAACCUGACCCUGCUCAACAUCGAUGUCCUUGGUCUGAGUUCCUUCGUCCUCACGCUCUUCUCCUACAUCUACAUCAUCUCCUUCCUCCUCCUUAAGGUCCACUCGUGGAAGAGUAGGAGAAAGGCCUUCUUCACCUGUGCAUCCCACCUCACCAUGGUGUUUCUUUUAUAUAUGCCAUCCAUUAGCAAUUACAUGAUUUUCUUUCCAGGUUUCCCCUGUGAAAGAGACAUGAUACCCACCCUCAUGUACUGCAUCAUCACCCCAGUUCUGAACCCCCUGAUCUACACCCUGAAAAAUAAGGAGGUGAAAUCCACCCUGAAGGAAUUCCUAAACAGAAAACUUUUCCCUGAAAGGAUUUGA